AUGUAUGUGGUUCCUCCGCCCCAGCGGACCGAUCCGGUUUCAGGAUCCACCGGGGGGUCCAGUGAUUUGCGGGUAUACCAGGCGUGGAAAGGCAGUAAUAAAUUUUUUCUUCAAGGGAGAUUCAUAUUUGGACCAGAUGUAAGAUCACUGGCACUGACAGUUUUCCUUAUAGUAGCUCCUGUCGCGGUUUUCUGCGUCUUUGUUGCAAGAAAACUGAUGGAUGACUUUUCUGAUCACUGGGGGAUAUCCAUAAUGGCCGUAGCUGUUUCAUUCACAGUUUAUGUUUUGGUUCUUCUCUUGUUAACAUCUGGUAGAGAUCCUGGUAUAAUUCCACGAAAUGCACAUCCUCCUGAGCCAGAAGGUUUUGAUGGUAAUCUAGAUGUUGGAUCUGGUCAAACCCCUCAAUUACGGUUGCCUCGCAUGAAGGAAGUUGAGGUCAAUGGUAUCGUUGUCAAAAUCAAGUAUUGUGAUACUUGCAUGCUCUACAGGCCUCCUCGGUGCUCACACUGCUCAAUCUGCAAUAACUGUGUAGAACGAUUUGAUCACCACUGCCCCUGGGUUGGGCAGUGUAUUGGGCUGCGUAACUACCGGUUCUUCUUCAUGUUUGUCUUCUCAACUACACUGCUUUGUAUAUAUGUUUUUGCAUUUUGCUGGGUCUAUAUUAGAAGAAUUAUGGAGGCAGAGGAGACAACAAUCUGGAAGGCAAUGAUCAAAACCCCGGCCUCCAUAGUGUUAAUAGUUUACACUUUCAUAUCUAUGUGGUUCGUUGGUGGCCUUACGGCCUUCCAUUUGUAUCUGAUAAGCACAAAUCAGACUACUUAUGAGAACUUCAGAUACAGAUAUGAUCGACGAGCCAACCCUUACAACAAGGGAGUGUUUAACAAUUUCGCAGAGAUAUUCUGCAGCACCAUACCCCCAUCAAAGAACGAUUUCAGGGCAAAGGUGAUGAGGGAACCAGUGCUUCCAACCCGGUCAGCAGGUGGAGGCUUUAUGAGCCCAAGUAUGGGAAAGGCCGUGCAUGACAUAGAAAUGGGGAGAAAAACAGUGUGGGGGGACAUAGGAGCUGGAAUGGAUCAUAGUGAAGGUCAGUUAAACAAUGAACGUGUGACUAUCAAAGAUGGUGACUUGAGUGACUUGCCUGCUGAAUUAAGAACCACAGCUGAUGAAGCAAGUGAUCGCAGUGGAGUACAUCCCCGGCGAUCGAGCUGGGGAAGAAAAAGUGGAAGCUGGGAAAUGUCACCUGAAGUUCUUGCCUUGGCAGCCAGAGUGGGGGAUUCCAACCGGGCGGGUGGAGGUAGUAGCAGCGCUCCAAAUGAGAACCAAAACCGCCGUACGUAGCAGUGGUUAAUGGACAUAAAAUAGCAUUUAAUUGGGCGGCGAUGAACAAGAAAACAAUGCAUGGAAUAUUGUUGUACUUUGUAUGUACAAUAUAAUGGGGGGGGGGGGUUGUGGGGAUUUGCUGGUGGAUUGUAAUUGUUGUGUUACACCUUGUGUUUUUAGAUAGAUACAAGUUGUGUUGUUUCCA
Molecule: messenger RNA, 1525 nt
Organism: Neltuma alba
Lineage: Eukaryota; Viridiplantae; Streptophyta; Magnoliopsida; Fabales; Fabaceae
Product: probable protein S-acyltransferase 7
Exons: 5
Coding region: 1-1338 (445 amino acids)
Biological process (GO): protein targeting to membrane; peptidyl-L-cysteine S-palmitoylation
Cellular component (GO): endoplasmic reticulum; Golgi apparatus
Molecular function (GO): protein-cysteine S-palmitoyltransferase activity
Source: RefSeq, a predicted model, not a curated record